CGAAAAAAGCAUACCACACAACCGCUUUUUUUUCACCCGCGAUUACCUAAGGAACUGUUUUCUUUUUGCUUUUUGCGAUAUCCCUCUUAAGUGCGUUGCAACACGCACGCAUUAACAACAAAAUUGUCAAUUUGUGCGCCCUCCGGCCGUCUGCAGUCAGACAAGCACGCGGCGGAGCCCAGUCCACAUAUAUCCACACACUUUAAGAUGCCCCGUCCGUGCCUACUGCUGCUGCUCGCAGCGUGCUUAGUUCACAACUCCUACGGGCAUGCACGUACGUUCACACGUUGCCAGCUCUCCCGGGAGCUACUUCGGUACAACUUUCCGAGAAGCCUCAUAGCGCAGUGGGUAUGCGUGAUCGAGCAUGCAAGCGGACGGACGACUGAAAAAGUGACCAACCACAACAACGCUUACAUUAGCUAUGGACUGUUUCAAAUCAACAACAAAGACUGGUGCAAGAAGGGCCGCAAAGGAGGGCAUUGCAACAUGAAGUGUGAAGAUCUCCUGAACGAGGACCUAGCGGACGACGUGCGGUGCGCCAAGCGCAUCUACGACCGCGUCGGCUUCAAGGCGUGGCCCACCUCCUACGCCUACUGCAAGGAAAAGAGCCUGCCCGAUCUGUCGCGUUGCUAACUCUACAUGCUCCAUCUACUUCACAUUUUCAUUGAACUGUCACCAGUUCUAUGGAACGCAAAGAAAGUUAUGCUGUAGGGGGAGGUUUGAGACGGGAGGGGAAAUCACUAAAUUUUAGCAGCACCUGAACAUAAACUCCAUAUUUUCCUCUAGCCGUCAACCAAUCAAAUGUAACCACGACGAAUGUAAAUUUGAUUUAUUAAAAUAAAGAUUCAAAAUGUAAUUGAAUGAGAUACCUUUUUAUAAGCCUCUGGGCAGUUAGAAGUAAAAUUUUACUUGUUAAAAGAUACGCUGCGAGCUGUUUUUGUAUUGCUUCAAACGCCAUUUUAUACUAGAAAUGUUUAUCCCUAGAACUCAAUUUUCGUCAGAUCGUAACGGUGGACGUAACUGAUAUAAACAUACGCGGUUUUAUAGUAAAAUUAGUAUGUCUGCUAGCUACGAGUGACCUUAUAUACUCCAUCUUCUAGUUAAUUUUAACCACAAAACCUUUAAUUUAUCAAACAACCCUCUAUAAUUUAACUAUUCUUCAAUAUAAACCUCUCCACUCUUCUCGUAUUAUUCCCCAAAUAAUAAUAGGUCGUGCCGUAUGACGUUCGCCAAACAUUGUCUAUAGUGACUACGCAUUUCUUUGUAGAAUUAUACGAAAAUUUUCCAGUCUUACAAAACGUGAGAAUACUCCCCAUGCAUCUGACAAAUGAAAUCUUAGGGUACCGGCACGUUCUGAUCGGUACGAAUUAGUUUAUGAUUAGGGCCCGAUUUACCAGGCUAUACGUUAGAAACUAACAAAUACAGGUCUAUAAUAAAAGGAAAAUAGAUCAUAGAUUCAUGCUAAACUAGAGACUGAAUUCCAGACAUGCCAUGAUAUUGAUGACGUGACGCCAAAUGCUAGAUCAGGCCCUGACAUUAAUGAUUAUAUCUUGACCCAGAUCACACUGUAUUCGAUACUGAUAGGCACUUCUUCGUACCGAUAUAUCUAUAUUUACACGUGCCAGUACCCUUAUAAAUGUAACGUCAUUUGAUUGGCAUCUCUCAUUUUCGUAAUUCCCGUUCAAUUAUAGGAAAAAUUGUUCAAGAACUUCAGUCCUAUUAACAAAAUCAUUUAGCAGAUGCCGGAAGUUCGCUAUUUAGAAUUCUUUUGCUUAUAAAAAUAUUUGGUAUUUUUUUUUACGUUAAGUACCUACAUCCAAAUGUUGUGAGCAAUUUUUUUCACUGAGUUAUAUUUAAGUAAGUAAAUAUUAAGCUCAAAUUUUACAUUUCACUGCCAAUUUUAUUUAGACUAUAGUUUAAUAAGAUAAGUCAAAAUGUAUAUUAGAAGUAAGAUUACUUUGGAGACUAAUUCAGUACCUAUAAUUACGAUAGAAUAAGAUAUCAGUAUAAGUGUCGUACUCAUAAUCAUAAUCAAAAGCUCAUUUAAUGAAUGUAACAAUUAAUGCUUUAAUCAUUAAAAAUGUUCACUGUA
This is a messenger RNA of Cydia pomonella (codling moth), 2092 nucleotides long. It is a transcript of the gene Llp1, whose product is annotated as lysozyme. The transcript has 5 exons. The record is from RefSeq and is a predicted model, not a curated record. The coding region runs from base 208 to 633 and encodes 141 amino acids. Lineage: Eukaryota; Metazoa; Arthropoda; Insecta; Lepidoptera; Tortricidae.